AUGCUUUUCUCGGAUGAAAGGUAGGUCAGUGAUGAUAAAUAGGUGGAGGUACAAAGUAGUGAGACAAAAAAAUAAGCUAUUUAGUGGUUUACAAGCAAUAAAUUCGGUCUACUCGCAAUUAUCAACAAGAAUUAUAGCCUAAUACAAUUUUUCGACUGCAUUUGGAAUCAUACCGAGCUGGCACUCGCUAAGACCAUUGAUCAAGCAUGGUGAGUAGCUGGGCAUUUUAUUGUAAUAACUGUAAUCUUGACUCAGGAUUGACCAAAUGGUGGAUUGCUCGCAAAAAGUCGGAACACCACCAUUUAUGGCAGUUGCCAACACUCUGUUGAGAAAUCAACUUUACUAUGGAAAUGACAGUCAGAAAUGUAAGCGUUGUUUUAGAUUUACUCUCACUAAUGUAAUGCUGUUGUAAUUUCAGUCGAAGCGGAUGCAUCGUGCCUCUAUAAAUUCUCUCGAGGACAAAAGGACUCGACUUUUUUCCGUACAAUCGAAACACCUCAGGUCUUCCAUAGUCCAGAAGAGGCUUGCCCGUUCGUAAGCCCCUUUUCGGAUCAUUUCACUAAACAGUUUAGAUUUCUUCGGCUAGCCACAGAAUUUUACUGUGAAGCGAUGAAACAAUGUGAAAGUGCGAGGAUUCUAAUAGAAGCGACGUAUUUGAGUGCUCACAUUCGAGUACAAUGGGAUGUCGAAAUUCCAUUUGGUUUUAUGGAGUAAGCAGGACUUGUCAUACAAAAAAUUUUAUUUCAGCUGCCCUGACUCACCUAUUAAAAUUACACUAAACGAAAAGGUGCUGACAGAGGAUUUUGACGUCAUCAAAGAUGAGAUGAUUCUCUUGGCCGAGUGCCCAAUGAAUAACUGA
This is a messenger RNA of Bursaphelenchus xylophilus (pine wood nematode), 859 nucleotides long. The record is from the annotation of a GenBank genome assembly. Lineage: Eukaryota; Metazoa; Nematoda; Chromadorea; Rhabditida; Aphelenchoididae.